Molecule: messenger RNA, 1096 nt
Organism: Striga asiatica
Lineage: Eukaryota; Viridiplantae; Streptophyta; Magnoliopsida; Lamiales; Orobanchaceae
Source: the annotation of a GenBank genome assembly
UCUCUUUCUCUCUCUCUCUCUCUACAUUGAUUUGGUUUAUUCUCUCUCCUAAAAAAGGCAACCCACAUUUUCUUUUUAUUUUUUUUCCCAUUUUACACCCAAAAUAAUUCAUUUUUUAAGUUUUUCUCUUUUGAUUUCUUAUUUUCUUGGUUCAUUGAUUGGCAAAGGGAGCCCCUUAAUCCAUCCUAUUCGAUUUUUUUCUUGCAUGCUUAAUCCAAAUUAUGUUCACCAACAAUAUUGUUUGAAGAUACGUAUGGGAAUAUCACCAAGGAGAAGAGAAGAACAACAAGCUUCUCUAUUCAAUCCUUUGCCUUGUUGUGUUGCUACGAGUUCUUGUCUGAAAAGGCAAAGGGUUCGUUUUUCUGGACAAUUUUGUGGUGCUUUCUUCUACAUUUUUCUUCAUAUCCAAAUAUCUUCAAUACAUCAACAAUAAUGGGAACAACAAUGAAAGGGAUCUACAAAGGAUUCAAAUACACCCUAUCUCAAAUCUUUGUUGUGAAGGAACGUGAAAUAGAGAUUGGAUAUCCAACAGAUGUUAAGCAUGUGGCACAUAUUGGGUGGGAUGGCCAAUCAGGGAGUGCACCCAGUUGGAUGAAUGAAUUCAAGACAGGGCCUGAUUUUUCUGCCACGUCAAUCGGUAAUUCUGGUUCUGCACUUUCUCCAUGGUCGUCGCAAGAUUUUGGAGAGUCCAUGAGGCAGCAAUCAGGAUCCGAGAUGUUCAAGUCCGAACUACCUCCUGUCAAGAAGAAGCAAAAACGAAAGAAAUCAAAAUCGAGUUCCUCUCCAAAGUCUAAUUCGGGCUCUUCUUCAAGGUCGUCUAGAGCAGCCGCAGCCAAGUCGAAGGCCAAAUUGGUCGAGAGCACCAAUGCAAAGCCAACAAACAUUGAGGUUGCAUGAGAACACAAGAUGAAUCAAACUUGUUAUAGUUUGUGGGAAAAAAAAUUACGAUUAGUGGGUCGUGUUUUUUUUAGGGAAUUUGCGUAGUUUAGCUGCGACUAUUUGGAGUGAAAAUUUGAAGUGGGGGAUAGAAGACAUCUAAAAGGCGAAAACGAAGGUAUAUAUAUAUUGUUCGAACCUCAUGUUGAGAACUAAUGAA